AUGACAAACAAGAUUACCACGCUGGUGGGCAUUACUGGAAAGCAGGGCGCUUCUAUUGCCGACGUGUUCCUCCAAGAGGGAGGCUGGCACGUCCGUGGCGUUACCGCGAUCCAACCAAGUGUCGAACUUGUCAAAGCGAACUUGAACGACGCUGCCUCCUUGAAAGCCGCAUUUGCAGGAUCAACUGUGGCAUUUGGAGUUGCUGACUUCUGGGGAAUCGUCGCCGAUCCAGAGUCCCAAAAGCGAGCUCAAGAGUCUGGCCGCCCCGUCAAUGUGCUAGCCUACGACCUCGAAUCUGCGACUCUGGAGACCAUUAACAGAUUCGUGCUCUUAACGCUCUCUCCCACUACGAAAUUAAGCAAGGGAAAGUAUACGUAUAGCUUUCACUUUAAUACUAAAUGGGAAGCGGUCGAGUACCUAAAGGGUAAGUACUCGGCCCUGGAGAAGAAAAGGUUCUAUUUGCAGGUGGCCUUGUAUCUUGAGAACUGGAAGUUUUCUCCGCUAGGAGGCAGUCUCCCUGGAAACCCUGACGCCCCAGUAUCGCAAGUUAUUGCGCGCCACGACACUGGCUCGUUCGUCAAGGCGCUCACCCAGGUUGAACCCGGGAAACGCCUUCCUGGUGCUUCGGGCUUUUUGAGCUGGAACGAGUACGCCGCUUUGUGGGGCAAGGUCCACUGUGUACAAUGUAGCUUCCCACCACUGGAUCGCAAGGUCAUCGAAAAUGCGAUUCCCAGCGGCGUUGUGGAGGAGCUCGCCGAUAUGUACGAAUACAUUGGAGACUUUGCAAAUCACGGUGACCCCAGCCUUAGGAUAGGGGCCCCCUUCUGGACUAUUGAGGAGUUUAUUCGACAGGAGGGUUGGUCAUCAAUACUUUAA
Messenger RNA from Trichoderma virens Gv29-8, 876 nucleotides. RefSeq lists its product as uncharacterized. The coding region runs from base 1 to 876 and encodes 291 amino acids. The transcript is spliced from 7 exons. The record is from RefSeq and is a predicted model, not a curated record. NCBI's taxonomy places the organism in Eukaryota, Fungi, Ascomycota, Sordariomycetes, Hypocreales, Hypocreaceae.